GCGGUGCCUUAAAUAGCUUCCCGUGCCCGAGCGGGGCAGGCAGUGGGCUGCUGUGACAGCCGGUGGUGGAGCGGCCCGGCCAGCCGAGGAGAUGCUGCAACGGACAACACAUUUUAAGAUUCAGCUUGAUUCAAAGAGUGAUGUGAUCACUUGCUACACCGCUGUUACUUUCUACAGAGUUAAAAAGUGAAAGGCUUUGCCUGCUCUGGGAGUUGGUGGUGUAAGACUGGAGAACGAUGGAGACAUGUGAAGAAUGCAUCAGGAGUGCAGAAGGAAUAAAGCACACUCUGGGUGGGAGCAGUAACUGAGGCUGAGUGGAGACGGUGGAGCACCUGCUCACUUGAAGUCGGAGAUUGACCUCAUCCUGCCACAUAAUUUUGCUUUCUGGUACCUGUCUUGGGUACUUUUACCAGAAACAGUCCAUCUCAGCAUGUUCUAGAUCAUGUUGGAAAGUUUCAAUAGACAAAAGAAUUGUGUGGUGAAUUUGCUGAGUUUGAAGAUAACAGUGGCAUUGUCCAGUGAAUUCCAUUUAGGGAGCUACCAACACAGGACAAUGCAAGCCCACGAGUUGUUCCACUAUUUUCGAAUGCCAGAGCUGGUUGACUUCCGCCAGUACGUCCGCACGCUUCCAACCAACACGCUCAUGGGCUUCGGAGCUUUCGCAGCACUCACCACUUUCUGGUACGCCACGAGACCCAAAGCCCUGAAGCCGCCAUGCGACCUCUCCAUGCAGUCGGUGGAAGUGCAGGGUAGUAAUGAUGGUGCUCGAAGAUCCGCGCUACUUGAUAGUGAUGAGCCCUUGGUGUACAUCUAUGACGAUGUCACAACCUUGUAUGAAGGCUUCCGGAGGGGUGUACAGAUAUCAAGUAAUGGUCCUUGUUUAGGCUCUCGGAAGCCAGACCAACCUUAUGAAUGGAUUUCAUACAAAGAGGUUGCAGAAUUGACAGAAUGUGUGGGCUCGGCACUUAUCCAGAAGGGCUUCAAGACCUCCUCAGAUCAGUUCAUUGGCAUCUUUUCUCAAAAUAGACCUGAGUGGGUGAUUAUUGAACAGGGAUGCUUUGCUUAUUCAAUGGUGAUCGUCCCACUCUAUGAUACCCUGGGAGCAGACGCAAUCACAUACAUAGUCAACAAAGCUGAACUCUCUCUGAUUUUUGUUGACAAGCCAGACAAAGCACAACACUUAUUAGAGGGUGUAGAAAAUAAGUUAACACCCAGCCUUAAAACCUUAGUUAUCAUGGAACCCUAUGGCAUUGAUCUUGUGGAGCAAGGCCGGAAGUGUGGGGUGGAAAUCAUGAGCUUCAGGGCGAUGGAGAACCUGGGAAGAGCCAACAGACAGAAGCCCAAGCCUCCAGUACCUGAAGAUCUUGCAGUAAUUUGUUUCACAAGUGGAACUACAGGCAAUCCCAAAGGAGCACUGAUCACUCAUCGAAACAUAGUUUGCGAUUGUUCAGCUUUUGUGAAAGCGACCGAGAAUGUGGUCAAUCCUUCCCCAGAUGAUAUCUUGAUAUCUUUCUUGCCUCUCGCCCAUAUGUUUGAGAGGAUUGUGGAGAGUAUAAUGCUGUGUCAUGGAGCUAAAAUAGGAUUUUUCCAAGGAGAUAUCAGGCUGCUUAUGGAUGACCUUAAGGUGCUACAACCCACUGUCUUUCCCGUGGUUCCGAGACUUCUGAACCGGAUGUUCGAUAGAAUUUUUGGACAAGCAAACACUGCACUGAAGCGAUGGCUCUUGGACUUUGCCUCCAAGAGGAAAGAAGCAGAGCUCCGCAGUGGCAUCAUUAGAAACAACAGCCUGUGGGAUAAACUCAUCUUCCACAAAAUACAGUCGAGUCUGGGAGGAAAAGUGAGGCUGAUGAUCACCGGAGCGGCGCCGGUGUCGGCCACGGUGCUGACGUUUCUCAGAGCGGCGCUCGGCUGCCAGUUUUAUGAAGGCUAUGGGCAGACAGAGUGCACUGCUGGGUGCUGCCUCACUGUGCCUGGAGACUGGACAGCAGGCCAUGUUGGUGCCCCCAUGCCUUGCAAUUUCAUAAAACUUGUUGACGUAGAAGAGAUGAAUUACCUGGCUGCCAGGGGAGAGGGGGAGGUGUGUGUGAAAGGGCCAAAUGUAUUUCAGGGCUACUUGAAGGACCCAGUAAAAACAGCAGAAGUUUUGGAUAAAGAUGGCUGGUUGCACACAGGGGACAUUGGAAAAUGGUUACCAAAUGGCACCUUGAAGAUUAUCGACAGGAAAAAGCACAUAUUUAAACUGGCACAAGGAGAAUACAUAGCACCUGAAAAAAUUGAAAAUAUCUACCUGCGAAGUGAACCUGUUGCUCAGGUGUUUGUCCAUGGAGAAAGCUUGCAGGCAUUUCUCAUAGCAAUUGUGGUACCAGACGUUGAGGCAUUAGGUCACUGGGCCCAAAAGAGAGGAUUUGAAGGAUCCUUUGCUGAACUGUGCCGAAAUAAGGAUGUCAAAAAAGCCAUCCUAGAAGACAUGGUGCGAAUUGGGAAAGAUGCUGGUCUGAAACCAUUUGAACAGAUCAAAGGCAUUGCUCUACACCCUGAAUUAUUUUCUAUUGAAAAUGGCCUUCUAACUCCAACAAUGAAGUCCAAAAGGGCAGAGCUACGGAAUUAUUUCAGGUCGUGUAUAGAUGAACUGUAUUCCACCAUCAAGGUUUAACAUGAGGAAGAAUGCUUGGACGAAACUACACACUUCCACAAUCUCUUCUUCUACUGAUAGCCUUCAUGUUGGUAAUUUUGACUACAGCGAGCAUAGGAAAGGAAACUUCGUUCAUGUUUGACCUGUCUGUUCGGGGUUCUUGUCAUAGGAAUAUUAGAGGAAAUGGGACACUGCCUUACAGUCACCUCGUGUUGCAGACCAUGUUCAUGGUGAUAUAACAAUUUCCAAAACGAGCCUUAAACAUUGUAGCGGGGAAACUAUAAAUGUGCUAAGUUAUUUGAGACUUCCUCAAUUUAAAGGCUGGGUGUUAAAACCUCUGUCUGCCUGUUUUUCUAACCAAGGGGUUAGGACUUCACUAUUUCUGAGAUGUCUGCUACUUGUUGCAAAUUCUGCAGUUGUUGGCUGUUCUAGAGAGUACAGUGCACUGGAGAGAAACUGUCCUUUAAAAACAGGAACAUCUGCCCUGGCUGGAGACCUUCACAAGUGGACCAGAGUUUUUUUUUGUUUUUUUUGUUUUUUGUACUCCCUGCUACCUUCCCUUCCCCAUCUCACAUGCACUUGCACAUCUCUUCUGAUUAAGAGUUAUGAAACUCGUGCUGUUCUCCACAUUCUCCCAUAGUUCCUGUUGGAGUGUGAGGUUCACAGAAAACCAAAGGAAAGGCCCAGCUCCUAACACUGCAGAUACUGCGUCUCAGAUGAAUGGAUUCUCACUCAUUCAGAGCAGAAUGCUCUCAGACCCUGUUCUUCAGCUGAUCCAUCCGUCUGUCCCUUCCCUGGAGUUUAUUGAAAAAUCUGCCUUAAACUCUACAGUGAAGACAAGCAUUUCAAGAAGGAAAUAAUUAGCUGGAUCAGCCACACUGAACUGUGACCCCUAAAUAACUGUCCACUUUUAUCUUCACUAUACCAGUCAAUCUUCACUUGUAAUGGCCAAUGGAUUUGUAAUGUGGUUUUCAUAUUGAAAGAUCAUGUUGUGAUUAACUUGCUUCUCCCCCUACCACACCCCAGAAUCAACUCUCAGGCAAAGCAUAUCUUUAAAAAUAUUAAGGGAGUGGAUACACUUGGGAACUUUCUGAAAUGGACAGUAAUAAACAAAUGUUCUUAUAUCAUUAUGCUACCUGAUUUCUACAAAAUGUAUUUGACAAGCCAAAAUUCUAGGAUAUAGAAAUCUGGAAAAAAAAUCAUUUCCUGGGAUUAACUUCUCAAGAGAUUUUUUUAAAAAUUACUUUGAGAAAUUAGCAGCAUUUCACUUUACCGUGGGUCUUUGCCAUGUUUGACCGAAUUAAGUUGUCAUUCAUACAUUAAAAGCAAUUGUUUUUUGUUUCUGGAUAUGUGUGCCUACAUGUAUUAUGCAAGCACAACAGGGUUUGCACUAAAGAAUUGUCAUUGUAAUAACACUAUUUGAUAGCCUAACUUCAUAUGUGAAUUCUUAAUUGCACAAAAAGUCAAUAAUUUGUCACACGGGGUUUUGAAUGUUUGCUUUAAGUGUUGGCUAUUUCUAUGUUUUAUAAACCAAAACAGAAUUUCCAAAAACAAUGAAGGAAACCAAAAUAAAUAUUUCUGCAUUUCAA
Messenger RNA from Choloepus didactylus (southern two-toed sloth), 4221 nucleotides. RefSeq names its product acyl-CoA synthetase long chain family member 1 (gene ACSL1). The transcript has 22 exons. Bases 443 to 2653 code for a protein of 736 amino acids. NCBI's taxonomy places the organism in Eukaryota, Metazoa, Chordata, Mammalia, Pilosa, Megalonychidae. Gene Ontology annotation, biological process: long-chain fatty-acyl-CoA biosynthetic process; very long-chain fatty acid metabolic process; long-chain fatty acid metabolic process. Gene Ontology annotation, molecular function: arachidonate-CoA ligase activity. The record is from RefSeq and is a predicted model, not a curated record. Gene Ontology annotation, cellular component: membrane; endoplasmic reticulum.